AAGCGCUGGAGACUUCAGUGAGACUGGACACUAAUGAAGUCGAAAACUUGAGUGUCAGCGGUCUUGUACUUCCAAUGUCUCAAAAGCCAUAGGCUGAAAAAUGUAAUUCACCAACAGAUUAUGGUAUUUCAGUGCCUUAUUUCAUUCAACUCCAGAUUAAGGACUUGGUGAUGGAGGAAAUUAGUCUUUAACGGUAAAGUCCCAUACUGCAAGUAAAUAGUGGAUGGCUACAGAUUCUUUUUAAGACUUAAAGCUUAAUGUUGUUAGUAAAUGGUUAACGGAGAAUCUCAAAAUAUAUAAAUAUUUCUCAUGGCGCCAUCAGAGAGAAUGGAAAAGGCGUUGCUCCGGAUAGCGAGGGAGAUUUGCUGGAAAAGUCCCAUACUAGGUAUCUCUGUACAACUUAAAAGGCUUCACAAUCAGCGGAGACAUAUAAAAUUUUGAUUUUUGUGAGACGCUCUGGUGGCCUUCCAAGCUUUAUAUAACUUGGGAGUCUCACGGAGUCCGACAUUGGGUACGUACAGACGAAAUAUCCAGCCUGGUACUACACGUGUACUUUACGUGAAAGGAAUCAGACUGAUCAAAGGUGAAGUUAAAACCGGCCGCCUAAAAGAAAACAUAUGAAUAUUGACCAAUCAGAAUGUAGGAUUAAUUAAAUUCUUCAACAACUUCAACUUCCGCUUGUGUUAGUUGCGAAGGAAAAGUACGUUUAAAUUAACUGGAGAAUGCUUUAUUAAAAAGGGAGGUAACUAUAACUUAUUUCCGUUACAUGAAACUUUGCAUUUGAUAACUUGGUUAAGUCUUCUGCCUAGGCAGAAAAAAGAGUAGUAAUGGCUAAACCAGAGGUCGAUCUUAAUGUUAUAGUUUAUGAAUUUCUGAAGGAAAAGAACAAGGAGACUGCAGACUUAUUCAGAAAGCGCUUUAAUAUCCCCAUCUCAAAGAGUUCUGGAACUAAACUAAAUGAUAUUUACCGUUUUUGGAAAACCUCUGCUCCAGGUAACAAACGAAAACUCAGUGCCAAUGCAAUUGAUUCAGCUUCAAAGAGGGUUAAGCAAGACUCCAGCUCAUCAGAUUCCAGUUCUAGUGAGGACACAAAAACACAAACUAAGAAAUUCUCGACAGAGAAGCCAAAACCUGUGCCACCUAAAACAGCUGCAAAACGACCCCGAAAAUCAAGCAGCAGUAGUAGCAGCAGCAGCAGCUCUGAUGAAUCAAAGAAGAAAUCAGUUCAGAAUAAAAAGAUCCCUAAAACUAACUCCAAGUCUAUUAAAAAACAAGCUAGUUCCUCCUCAUCAUCAUCAUCAUCAGACAGUGAUACAGAAAACAAGAGCAAGGUUCAGGCAGUAAAAGUGACAGCUAAAAAACCCCCAGUGAAACCGACAGCUUCCAAGCAAAAAGCACCUCAAGACACAGAAUCCUCUUCAGAAGAUUCCGACAGUGAUUCAGAAGAUAAAACAGUUCAAACUAAAUCUACUUCCAAACAAACGCCUGCAAUUGUUGCCGGUGCAAAGAAGCCAAGCGCACCAAAAGCUAAGGCAAAAUCUUCAUCCUCUUCAGAUUCAGAGAGUGAUUCUUCAGAAGAUACAAAGAAAACUGCACAGAAGCCAGCAACCACUUUGAAACCACCAGUAAAGACACCAGUUACUUCAAAGAUAUCGGUAAAGCCAGCAGCUACUUCGAAAGUGCCAGGAAAAGCAGUGGUGCCAGAAUCAUCAUCUGAUUCUGAUACUGAUUCCUCAGAGGAUGAACCAAAGAAGGCAACACAGAAGCCGGCUGUCAAGCCAGUUGCCACUGCAAAAACACCAGCAAAGCCAACUGUUACUUCCAAAAUUCUAGGAAAAGCAGCAGCGUCGAGCUCAUCUGAUUCGGACAGUGAUUCUUCGGAAGAUGAACCAAAGAAAAUCACACAAAAGCCUGCUGCCAAAACAACACUCACUCCAAAAUUACCUGUAAAAGCAGCAACAACAGCAGACUCUUCAUCUUCAGAUUCAGACAGCGAUUCUUCAGAAGAUGAACCAAAGAAGACCACACAGAAACCAGCUGCCAAGACAGCAGCUGCUUCAAAAAUGCCAAUUAAAAAGGGAGGCGCUAUUAAAACUCCAGUAAAAGCAGUAGCAGAAACCUCUUCUGAUUCGGAAAGUGAUUCCUCAGAGGAUGAACCGAAGAAGACCGCAUCAAAAGCAGUUGUCAAAACAGUGGCUACUGCAAAAUCACCAGUAAAGGCAGCCGUUGGUUCUAAAUCGCAAGUAAAAGCAGCCGCUGCUGACUCCUCUUCUGAUUCAGACAGUGAGUCGUCGGAUGAUGAGGGGAAAAAAAUCCCUCAGAAGUCCACUGCCAAAACAGCAGCCACUUUAAAAACGCCAGGAAAAGCAGCUGUUGCUUCAAAACCACAAGUAAAAUCCACAGCAGCAGAAUCUUUAUCGUCUGACUCGGACAGUGACUCCUCAGAAGAUGAGCCAAAGAAAGCUACUGAAAAGCCCACUGCCAAAGUGGCAGUUGCUUCAAAAACUCCAGUUAAAACUGCUGCUGCUGCUACAAAAGCUCCAGCAAAAGCAACAACAGGAGAUUCCUCGUCUUCUGACUCAGAGAGUGAUUCCUCUGAUGACGAGCCGAAGAAAACUGUCCAGAAGCCUGCUGUCAAAGCAACAGCAGCUGCUUCGAAAACCCCAGUAAAGGCAGUGGAAAGUUCAUCUGACUCAGACAGUGACUCCUCAGAUGAUGAGCCACAGAAAACCACUACAAAACCCACAGCCAAAACACCAGUUGUUUCAAAAAUUACUUCAAAAUCUCCAGUUAAAAAAGCAGUUGCCACAAAAUCGCCCAUAAAGCCAGCAGUUGCUUCAAAAACUCCAAGAAAAGCAGCAGCCUCAGACUCGUCUUCUGAUUCAGACAGUGAUUCUUCUGAUGAGCCAAAGAAAACAGCAGUUACUUCAAAAUCUCCAGUUAAAAAAGCAGUUGCCACAAAAUCGCCCAUAAAGCUAGCAGUUGCUUCAAAAACUCCAGGAAAAGCAGCAGCCUCAGACUCGUCUUCUGACUCAGACAGUGAUUCCUCAGAAGAUGAACCAAAGAAAACAACACAAAAGCCUCCUGCUAAAGCUGGAGUCGCUUCAAAAUCCCCAGCUAAAACUGGUCUCUCUACAAAAGCAACAACAGCUGAUUCCUCAUCUUCUGACUCGGACACUGAUUCCUCGUCAGAAGAUGAGCCAAAGGAAACUGUAAUAAAGCCCAGUGCAAAAACAGUGCCCACUUCAAAAUCGCCUGUAAAAGCAGCAGUUGCUUCAAAAGUCUCAACUACUGCAGCUUCAUCAGACUCUUCGUCUUCUGACUCAGACAGUGAUUCUUCAGAGGACAACAAACCCAAGAAAGCUCCAGUGUCCCAGACUGUCAAGCUUUCGCUAAAGAGUAAGCCCAUGGCUGCUAAAGCAGCAUCUUCUACAUCCCUUGGCCCUUCAUCUGAAGAUGAAGCUACCACAAAAGUAGGUGCUGUAAAAUCUCCCUUUGCCUCUAGGUUGCCAGUUGCUUCAAAGUCCUCUACGUCUACAACUUCUAAAUGUGAAAGAAACUGUUCAGAAACAGAUUCUUACAGUAAAUCAAGCAGUUCAGAUGUUAGUUCUUCAGUAGUUGAAGUAGUAGCAAAAAAUGUUCCAAACCGAAAUCUUCCUGUUAGUGCUAUUUCUUCUCGCACCUCAAAAUCUCUUCAAAAUAAAAUAACAUCUAAGCACAAAGGUUUGUCGAAUGAGCCAAGCAACUCAAUAUCAGUUUCUUCUGAAACAAUUUCCAGUUCUGGUGAGGAUGAUAACUACAUUCCUGUAAGUCAGAAACACACUCCGGUGUCAGUGCUUAAAACUUUGACCAAUUCGGAAAAUAAAAUGUUGGCACAAAAGAAAAAACUGCGUAAAAAUAGUUUAGGAAAUACUAAUGAUAUAUCUAUCAAAACUCUAUUAUUUCAAUCCACUCCUAUAUCUAAGAAUGCCAACGUGCAAAGCAGCAACUCAGACAGUAAUUCUAGUUCAGAGGAAGAUUCUAAAAAAUGUUCACUUAGUAAAAACAUAUCCAGUCAGCUUAAGAAAGCUUCAACGAUGCAAAAUGGUAAUAUUAGUUCUGGAAAUAGUAAUUCUUCUGAGAUAACAAUUGUUGAGGAUUCUCAAAUUUCAUUGGAGACAUCUGGGUUAGCAAGUAAGAAGGAUUCUUCUAGCAGUAGUGUUGAUUCUGAUUCUUCAUCGAACAAUGAUCCCAUUCCACCAUCUCAAACCCCAAAUGCCAUACUACAGCUGAGUAAUGGCAUGUUGCAACAGAAUACUCCAUCAGUGACCCCUGUGUCUCAAAAAAAAACACCUGUUAACAGUAUGCAUAAAUCAACUCCUUUCCGACGAGUGGUAUCUGAGAAUAUACAAAUUGAUCCUAGACUUCGAGACAAUUCCUUUGAAGCAAAGAAAGGUGCCUCUGGAUCCUGGGGAGCAAAAGCCAAUGACAAACUGAAAUUCACUCGUGGUAAAGGUUUCCGCCAACAAAAGACCAAGAACAAACGGGGUAGUUACAAAGGUGGCCAAAUUGACCUGAGUGUCAAUUCUAUAAAAUUUGACUAGUGAUAUUUAUCCAAAAUUCAUCUGAGACUAUUUUCAAUCAGACAGUUUCUUCCAUAAUCACCAAUGGUGGCUUAUUGUGAAUUUGUUCCAAAUCCAUGUCUCCCAGUAAUUCUUAGAUCAUCCUCAUUUCACUGCUGUCACCACAACCGUUAUCACUUCCAUAAUAUUCCUGAACUUGCUUUUAUUUUUAAUAAACAAUCUCUUGGUAAUUACUACUUUA
Messenger RNA from Octopus bimaculoides (California two-spot octopus), 4803 nucleotides. RefSeq lists its product as uncharacterized. Gene Ontology annotation, molecular function: protein binding. The record is from RefSeq and is a predicted model, not a curated record. Gene Ontology annotation, cellular component: nucleolus; nucleoplasm. Lineage: Eukaryota; Metazoa; Mollusca; Cephalopoda; Octopoda; Octopodidae.